Messenger RNA from Salarias fasciatus (jewelled blenny), 2164 nucleotides. Its product is annotated as retinal cone rhodopsin-sensitive cGMP 3',5'-cyclic phosphodiesterase subunit gamma-like. The transcript is spliced from 4 exons. The record is from RefSeq and is a predicted model, not a curated record. Gene Ontology annotation, cellular component: photoreceptor outer segment membrane. Gene Ontology annotation, biological process: positive regulation of epidermal growth factor receptor signaling pathway; positive regulation of G protein-coupled receptor signaling pathway; visual perception. Gene Ontology annotation, molecular function: 3',5'-cyclic-nucleotide phosphodiesterase activity; cGMP binding. Lineage: Eukaryota; Metazoa; Chordata; Actinopteri; Blenniiformes; Blenniidae. The coding region runs from base 1570 to 1842 and encodes 90 amino acids.
UUCCACUGAAAUACAUCGCAACCCAUCAGCACAGCUUGUCAGGUACAUCGGACAUAUGAAGAGAAUCAAGUUUUAAACCACGAGAGGAGCGCUCGUGAGUUAGCCCAUGUUGCUAACAGCUAAGCUAUCAGUCUUUUAUUUUAACUCUUUAGCUCCGUUACGUUACCUCGGCUGUCGCCCAGACUUGUCCGCUUUUUUUCCCGACUCGCUGGCUUCAUUCUUCUUGUUUUUCCCCAUCUUAAAAAAUCUUAAGUUCAGCAAAUAACGCAAUAUAACACAACACACAUGGGCUACUACAUAACACGCUAACCUGUGAGACGCAGACGCGAAGACACCACACUCUGCGUUUUCUUCGUGAUUCUGAAAUAGUUUUUGCUUUAAAGGUUAGUUGUAAAGACCAUAUUUUCAAUGAGUAAUCGUGAAUUGUUUAAAAAAAUCACUAUGCCUUUAUAUUAUUGAUAGUGCUAAGUGCUAACCAUUGUGUUAAAGAAUGAAAGCUCUGCGAAAUCUGCGAAACUUUAAUCAGAGUGAUACAUUUUAAGUUGUAGACGAUCUUUACAGGAACGUGCUUCCUGACUGGCUAAAAAGACGUAAGCUCUAAGUUGCACCGCUAGAGGGCGACAACACCCAAAAUUGAAAACAGAAGUCUCCGUCGUCAACAUUAAAUGGUCGUUUAUUUGACCAUCUGGAUCCUUCAGAAUUCAGAACAGAUGUUUCUAAAUCCCUGCAGAUCUUUUGAAGGAAAAACAAUCAAAACAGGAUAGUAUAUUUUUUUUCUGAAUCAGUGGCUCAGGCUGCUAAACAUGUGUGUGAAAAAGAAGAAAGCUUUACAUUUCUUCAGAAUGUUACAGGUUCACAUGAAGAUUAUUUAUUAUUUACAUUAUUGAUCAGUGACAAUCUGAUCGUUGAUAAUCCAUGUUUCUGGAUUUUAUUAAUUUUUUGUUUGUUUGGUUAAUGCAAAUACUUUUCCAAGCUGAUGGACUGCUUCUUUGUGUUUGAGGAGGAAUGUGAUGGAUGAGUGUUCAGUGAAGCAAAGAUAAUUUACUUUUUAAUUUUUUUUUUUAAUGUAAAUUGAUUGUUUGUACUUAGGAGGUCCUUUUCAUAUACAAAAAAGUGAGAUCUUUUGUUACAUUUAAACUAUGAAAUGUUUUUCCUGAUAACCCGACACUUACAACAAAUCAAACGGCUUGAAAAACUUAUAAAGUCCAGUUUUAAGGAUAUAUGUAUAAAAUUGAUAAUACAGUUGAAAAGUUCAUUAAUACAAUGUAAAUAUUGAAAAGAUGACACAGAACAAGUCUUCACCUCAGUCAUGUGAAAAAUAACCCACAAUGCACUGGUUUCAACACAGAGUCCACAGAGGCUCAUUCAAAAUGUUGUCCAUGAGUGGCAUCCUUUAAUCCCAGCAGAGUGUGUCCAUACAUGUGCCCUGUGUGUGUGUGUGUGUGUGUGUGUGUGUGUGUGUGUGUGUGUGUGUGUGUGUGUGUGUGUGUGUGUGUGUGAAUAAUACAGAUUACUGAGAGAAGCUGUGGUACAGCCGGAGAUGAAUGGACCAGUUCGAGGCACAGAAGCAUGAACUUGGACGUGGCCAAGCCUGAAGCAAAGAGUGGCAGCAAAGCCCCGACCAGAGCGGUCGCCCCCGGCUCGCCACGCAAGGGACCCCCCAAAUUCAAGCAGAGGAACACCCGGCAGUUCAAGAGCAAGCCUCCCAAAAGAGGAGUCAUCGGCUUUGGAGAGGAAAUCCCAGGGAUGGAAGGACUUGGCACCGAUAUAACUGUAAUCUGUCCCUGGGAAGCGUACAGCCAUCUAGAGCUCCACGAACUGGCUCAAUACGGCAUCAUCUGAGUCUCCUCACGUUGGUCUACUGAAGGGAAACUGCUGGAAUUUACACUGCAAGAAUUAAAAUCUGUUAAAAAAAAAAUGGCUUUUUAUACUAAUAGUAAACAUGCAACCUGUCUUUAUGUCUGUAUGUAUUGUAAAUGCUGUUCUCUGAAGAUAUUUUUUACGGGAAAUCUAUUUUCAUAAGACUCUCAAGCUGCCAUUUUCAUGUGUGUGAGCCGUUGAUGCUGAAUGAUUGCCUGGGACUGCGGCGGGAGCUGCGACUGACCGGGUGGUCACUGGCCAGCAGGGGUUUCUGCCGGGGUUGAAAAACGUCGUCCAAAUCAGA